GUCAAUGUUGUUUGUGGAAGUCCCGCCGAGGCUGGUUUGGUGUUGUAGGUGAUAGCAAACAACUAGCUAGCGACUCAAGUCUUCUAUUUUGCCAGCGUCAUCUUCUUCAGGCGGCCGACAGCAGGACACGUGGUGGCAGCGAGCUGGCGAUGAAGAUGAAGAAGCGACCAAACAUCCUGUUAACAGGAACCCCAGGUGUUGGAAAGACAACUUUAGGAAAGGAGCUGGCCCAGCGGACAGGGCUGACCUAUGUUAACAUAGGUGACCUCGCUCAGGAAGGAGACCUUUAUGAUGGCUAUGAUGAAGAGUACCAGUGCCCAAUCUUGGAUGAGGACAGGGUGGUGGACGAACUAGAAGAGAAGAUGGUAGAUGGUGGUAUGAUUGUUGACUAUCAUGGCUGUGACCUGUUCCCUGAACGCUGGUUCCACAUCGUCUUUGUCCUCCGCACAGACAACACCCAGCUGUACACACGGCUAGAGAGCAGGGGCUACACGGGGAAGAAGCUGCAGGACAAUGUGCAGUGUGAAAUCUUCCAGACCAUCUACGAGGAAGCCAUGGAGGCCUACAGAGAGGAGAUCGUCCACCAGCUGCCCAGCAACACUCCUGAGGACCUGGAGUGCAACCUGGAGCAGAUAGUGCAGUGGACUGAGCAGUGGAUGAAAGACCAUAACUAGAAGCUGGACUCCUGUCGCAGGACUGUCACAUAGAAAUUCAGACAGUUAAAGAUGAUUUCUAAUUCUUUUCCAGCCUGCUUAUAUUUUCAUAGAUUUUGCCACCAUAAAGUUUGGCUGCAUGCUCAAAGUAUAAUUAUUACUUCACUGGGCUGUUUUUCCUGAAUGUAGUUUGCAGGGAGUGUUUCUGGGCCCAGUCACUCUAAAAUGGUUGGACUCUAAAGCAGUUGAAAGACAUAGAACACAGUAACAAGCACAAGGAACUUCUGACAUCAGCUAUCUGAUUACCCAUAGCCUGAAACAUGCAUAUCUUACUUUGUAAAAUAUUUUAUUUUUUAUUAGUGCAACUAGUGUCAAGUCAAAUCAAUCAAGUACUCAUACACUGCUGCAUUCAUGUCAUCAUUUUUUAUAAAUAAAUGAUCACUGGGAAACAGCAUUCUCACAAAGUA
Molecule: messenger RNA, 1120 nt
Organism: Thunnus maccoyii (southern bluefin tuna)
Lineage: Eukaryota; Metazoa; Chordata; Actinopteri; Scombriformes; Scombridae
Gene: ak6
Product: adenylate kinase 6
Exons: 6
Coding region: 150-674 (174 amino acids)
Cellular component (GO): nucleus; cytoplasm
Molecular function (GO): ATP binding; AMP kinase activity; ATP hydrolysis activity
Source: RefSeq, a predicted model, not a curated record